This is a messenger RNA of Aspergillus clavatus NRRL 1, 1482 nucleotides long. RefSeq lists its product as uncharacterized. Lineage: Eukaryota; Fungi; Ascomycota; Eurotiomycetes; Eurotiales; Aspergillaceae. Bases 1 to 1482 code for a protein of 493 amino acids. The record is from RefSeq and is a predicted model, not a curated record. The transcript has a single exon.
AUGAUGGUCCCAAGGGCUUUUCUAUUUACCUCUGUGUCUCCCAAACCAUUUCGUGAGAAGGAGCUGCCGAGGAACUCAUCCUCCUCCAUGAACCUCUUCACCGCAGAAGACGUUUCUGGCCUCGAAGUCCCCAACGAGGCGUUCCCAGAUGCCGGUCACACCAACCCAGUCGUGAUUCCUCCGAAACGCGCUCCUCGCAUCACCUCCACACGCAAUGAACCUGCAGCCAUUGGCUUGCGGACGCCAAAAAACAAAACACUCACUUCGAGAUCAUCCUCGUCCACUCUACGUGAUCGCCCUCUACCAUCAUCCAUCGCAUCGAUACUAGAGGCCACUGCGAUACCUGUUCCCCGGCGUGCAUGGACAGUUCGGGAGUCUCGUCGACUGCCUCGUGGAGACCAUGUACAGGACUUUAGCAGGUUGCUGAUGGGCGGUGUCAGAUCCCGCGAUGACCACCUGCUGGAAGGGACUGGUAACACUGUCCUUGACAUCCUGCUGAGCCCUCCAGAUGAGAAUGAGAAGUCGGCUGUUGGCAGUGAAUACGAGGAGCUGUCAUUUUCGGGUCGUUCUAUGUCUAUCGAAUCCAUGCCGUCGUUAGAUCAUGACCUGGAUUCUCCGUCUAGCCUUCCAGUCCCAACGACUCCGGGAAGCCAGCGAAGUCCAUCUGAAAGGAAAUAUCGUCGCCCGCCACACCCCCAAGAUUGUGCUUUAGAUCAUCCUCUGCUGGAAAGAGAUCUUUCAGAAUCGGAGUGGGAAUCGACUGAUCUCCCCCAGCCGCUGUUCUCAAAUACCGGUUCAUCCAAAUCUCAAACGUCUCGGGCAUUUCCCCGGCUAGGUUCAACAUUCAAGUCCAAUUUGACGGCAUCUUUACGGGCAAUCAAGUCUGCUGCUCAGAGCGUCUCGACAUUUGCUACACCUUCAGUGCAACCCGAUGAUUUCCUUACGCGGUCGUUGUUUACAAUUACGCCGGAGAUGACGGACGACCGUCGGCCUCCGCCCAUGAACGAGCCGCCAUCUCCCGCUUUGCGGCGGUACCUAAACCCGAUUCAGAUUUCCCCAGCAGAAAUGUAUGCCUAUCAAGACUACCCCCAUGAAAAAUCGGAUUCUCGAAGCUGCCCAGUGUCGAUCCAGAUGCAGACCUACCAUCGUUCAAGGGGACGCAGUGGUCGCAAGAGCAAGGUUCAUCUUGCGGGCUCCGCAAGUCAAGACCGACGAUCAUUACCAUUUGAUCCAGAGAAUCCUACCUUCUCACGGCCUCGCGAACCCCGAGAAAACAGUGAUUUCCUGCGCAUGGUGGUUCUGGAAAUGAACAUGAGACGGAGCGGCAAGCUUCGCGAUGACAUCCCCACUCGGGCGCGGAUCUGGCUGCCGCCUCGCAAAAACACCCAACACCAGUUCGCAAAUUACGACUACGACUACAACGAUAACCAUAACGACACCGAACAUGUCAUUCCCCCCAGAUGGGUUGGGAUCUCUGCGUAA